Megalobrama amblycephala (Wuchang bream) is the source of this 1604-nucleotide messenger RNA. RefSeq names its product olfactory receptor 51L1-like. Gene Ontology annotation, biological process: G protein-coupled receptor signaling pathway. Gene Ontology annotation, cellular component: membrane. The transcript is spliced from 2 exons. The record is from RefSeq and is a predicted model, not a curated record. Gene Ontology annotation, molecular function: G protein-coupled receptor activity; olfactory receptor activity. The coding region runs from base 676 to 1596 and encodes 306 amino acids. Lineage: Eukaryota; Metazoa; Chordata; Actinopteri; Cypriniformes; Xenocyprididae.
UGGUCACUGCCGUGAUCCAGCACAAAUCAUAUCCUCCCUUGUAAAAAGGUGGUUUUCAUGAUCAUGCUCUGCCUCUGACAUAUUUUAAGAUAUGUCAGUACAAGCAUAUCAGUCUACACAUAAUGUGUUAAAUACUUCAUUUUUAAACUACACAAAGAUAUGUGUAAAAAAAGUAAAUUUUUCUACACACUUUUAGUUAAUAUUGACACGAAAUGCGUGAAUUAGAGUGUUGCACAUCAUUUGUGCCUUUACUUAUAACUUAGCCACAAUCAGUAGUUUAAAAAAAAAUAUUACAUGUUCAGAUAUUCAUACAAUAACAUAUUUUGGGUACAAUGAAAGUUUUGAGGAAAUGAUCAAAAAUGCCAGCUCUAAUUAUUUGCAGUGGAAAGUUUGGAAAGCACUAGAUGCAGAAUUAUGCUAAAUUUAUUUAUGUUUUACAUAUAGGCUAUAAAUUAAUGUUUCCAGUGAAAUCAAACCUCAGAGGACUUUGCAGCACUUAUGCCACAACAGGCCUCCUGAGUCAUGUUAGAUACAAUAAAAACACUAGCACACACUGGUGACUCCACAGUCCCACUAAAUCAGAACACAAAUAGAGCUCAUUACCUGAAGAUGCAAUGAUGGUCAUUUCAGAGUAUAUAACAGAGGGUCAAUGAAAGUAUUUCUUGUGAAAGGAAAAUGGAGAAUGGAACAUACUUUUACUUCAUGUUGUUUGAAAAUCUUGGGAGCAUAAAAUAUGCUUUUUUCACUUUGGGGUUUAUUUUUUACUGUGCUGUCAUUUACUUUAAUGUCAUUAUUAUUCUUGUAAUAUUUCUGGAAAAGACAUUGCACCAGCCCAUGUACAUUCUGAUUUCAUGCUUGUCCAUCAACUCUGUAUAUGGUACAGCUGGCUUUUUCCCAAGGUUACUGACAGACCUGCUCUAUGAUACACACAGAAUCUCCUAUGAAGCAUGUCUCAUACAGAGUUUUGUCAUUUACUCAUAUGCAUCUUUUGAGCUUACAAUAUUAAUGCUAAUGGCAUUUGAUAGGUUUGUUGCAAUCAGCAAACCUUUGCAUUACAACAACAUAAUUACCACACGGUUACUAACUUUUUUAAUAGUUAUAGCAUGGCUUUAUCCAAUCACUUUUGUUGGUAUUGGUGGUCUUUUCACUGCCAGGCUUAAAAUCUGUGGUAACAAAUUGUUAAGGGUGUACUGCCACAACUAUGAAAUUGUCAAACUCUCAUGUGUAAACGAUACUGUAAAUAAUAAUAUUUAUGGCCUGAUUGUAAUGAUCACAACCAUUUUUAUCCCUUUGAGUUUUAUAAUAUAUACCUAUGUCAGAAUUAUUAUCAUUUGUCAAAGAAGCACACGAGAGUUCAGGAGCAAAGCAUAUCAAACUUGUAUUCCACACAUAGUGAUCCUUUUAAAUUUCUCAGUUGCUGUUUUUUGUGAGCUCACUUUGAGUCGAUUUGUGAAUGGGGAACUUCCUAUAGCACUGACUGUUGUCAUUUCACUUGAAUUUAUUGUUGUACCACCCAUUGUAAACCCUAUUGUUUAUGGUCUAAACUUUCCUGAUAUCCGCAAAAAAAUUAGACAUCUUAUAAAAGCCUCCAAAUAGCCUGUAAA